AUGAAUACAACUACUUGUGCUCCAGAGCUAGAACUGAGCACUCCCGGAAGACAGAACACUGACCGAGAACCGACUCCGGCUCCGGGGAGCGCUACCAAGAAUAUUACUACACAGGAGAAUGUUCCUCAACCCAGCGGACUGCCUUCUCCUAUUUGCUUCCGUAUUAGCGGAAUUCCUCCACACUGGGAUAGCAAAGACGUCAUGGACUACUUAACGAACCAUAUCGAUGGAGAAUUAGACUGGAGCACGGCGAAGCUGUCUGGCUCUUUCCCAUCCCCUUUUGACGAUACGCAGUGCGCUUUACUCGGCUUGGAUUGCUGCACAAACUCCCUCCGCACAAGAUUUUCACAUCAGCAUAACGUGGAACACCCGGUCGUUGAAGUAAAUCGGGAAACCUUUCACAUGGUGAUCGACAGACACUUUUACGACUUGACCCCGAUGAACAAACCCACACUGCCAAUCGUCGCAGACCUGGUCCACCCUAAUGAUAUGCGAAUGUGGGAUUACGUGAUGAAGUUGGAAGUAGCUCUCAACAACGCUCGGCGUUACUGCCAGGAUCGGAAAAUCGUAUUUAUCGGGCAUAGUCUGGGGGGAAUUCUGAUUAUCCAGCUACUAAUUGAAUGGAUGUACAGGCAUACUGGGGUAGUUACAAAAUUUAAGGGAGUUGUGUAUUCCUUUUUUGAAAUAGAGAAAACACAAAAGGUGGGCACGAGGACCGAUGAACGGGCAGCUGAACGUGUUCAAAGGUCAAGUCGCACAGGAAUGGCCAAGCUGAGCUCGGUGGACGACCCUAUCUUCCAAACCGUCGUUACAGGAAUUAAGUACUGUCUCGGCAGUAACGACCGUGAGAGAAUCCUAGAACGCCUAGAAUGGAACUCGCCCAAGGAUGGCAACUGGCAAGGUCGUAUAGGCCGGCCUAGACAUAUCGACGGACCAGACAAACUUGAUGGCUUGGAAAAUUCAAAAGAAUUUUGCUGGUUAUUCCACAACUCCAACUACAAAGAUUGGUCUAAAAGAGAUAAGAGUGAUAAGCUCUUAAUUGUUGGCGGGUAUCACAACUUAGAAUCUGUCAUAUCAUAUCAUCAGCGAGUCUUCCCAAAGAUGGAAACCUCUUGCUUAUCUCUCUGCUAUUUACACAGGUCCCUAGUCCUGAUGAAUACGGUUAUAGAUAGUGCAAAUGCAGAGGUAGUGUGGACACUAUUUCGAGAAGCCGUGGAUACUUGCUCACAGGAAGUGCAAGACUUGAUAUGGACAAUUCCUCGGAGGCUUAUUACAAUCCAUGACCGACGAUUCACUACUCGUGCUGAAAUCUAUUCCAAACUUGGGGACUCAAGAUGUCUUGAAUGCCUCAUCUCCCUCUAG
Morchella importuna is the source of this 1362-nucleotide messenger RNA. RefSeq lists its product as uncharacterized. The transcript has 9 exons. The coding region runs from base 1 to 1362 and encodes 453 amino acids. Lineage: Eukaryota; Fungi; Ascomycota; Pezizomycetes; Pezizales; Morchellaceae. The record is from RefSeq and is a predicted model, not a curated record.